GCCUGUACGUCUAUGCCAAAAAGUGGGAGGGGCCAAAUAUGCAUAAUUGCAUUCCAAAUUAAUUAAGUAAAAAUGGUCGUGUCCCUGGGAGCUUUGGUUCCGAUAAAUAGUCACAAUGCUGCGUUUUCGAUCUUGAAAAUACAAUAAAUUCUGCUAACACUUUAAUGUUAUUUUCAUUUAUUUUAGAGCUGCAAAAUAUUGUGCAAAGUCGGCGAUAAGCGCGCAUGCCGUCCAAAUGCAAACAACUCCUUUUUGUGAAGUGUCGACGCCUAAUUCGCCUAUCCUCAGUCCAUGUUGGACUCCAGGAAUUGAUGAAACUAUGACAUGCGCAAGUGCUAAAAGCAAAGAUGUCCUAAACGUUUAUAAUACAGCCAUGGAUGACAUCGCAAGAAAUAUACUUUGUUCUCGAGAACCUUUAGAUUUACAGAUUAAUUCUUGGAACAGCAUUAGUGUAAAACAACAGCAACAUUGCAUUAAAAAAGCAACUGAAGAUUGUAUGCUUGUAUGUGAUGUAAUAGCCCCAAACAAUGGCCAACAGUUGUUUGAAGCUAUGGUGUCUUCUAACCCAGUAAAGAUGGAAGGUGAAACUAGAGUGGAUGACCUGGUGAAAACUCUUAUGAACGCAUAUAAAAAUGCUAGUAACAGAAACACCAAAACCCAAAUCCUCAGUCUGUAUGCAUACAAAUAUUCUAUCGGCACUUUAAAGAAAAUUCACUUGCCGUACGAAAAAUUGUCUUCACGUCAAAUACACAAAGCAAGAUGUCACGCAAAAACCCUAGGACCAGGCACUGUGCCUGAAAAAAAGAAGUAUCAUCGUGUGCGGGUUGACAUGAGCAAAGUGGACCAUUUCAUUGAGUUUAUAAAUCGUCCAUACUUCUACCAGGACGUAUCAUAUGGAAGUAGAAUCUUGAAACUCGACAAUGGGGAAACCAUGGAGAUGCCGAACGUUGUGCGCACCGUAACGCGGUCAACGAUGAUAAGCCAGUAUACACAGUUUUGCCGAGAGGAAAACGUCGAGCCGCUAGGUCGUUCCACGUUAUUUAAAAUUUUAGAAGUUAGGGAAGCAUCUCAAAGAAAAUCUUUACAAGGCCUAGACAAUACUGCUGCAGAUGGAUCCGCUGCUUUUCACACAAUUGAAAUGAUAGUUGAUAAUCUUGAAAAAGGAGGGCUGGCCAGGGAAUGGUGUGUUGACGUAAAAGGAAAACUGAGAGAUGCAAAGCGUUACUUAAAGACUGGUUAUCGUGUACACUGCAAGCCAGAGGAAUCCACAUGCCCUGACCAUUGUCGUAAGUUUGCAUUAAGCGACGAAAAUGACUCCGAUUAUCAGGAAAAAUGUUCACACCAACACUCUGAAAUGUGCAAAGACUGCUGCAAUCUCGUAGACGUCCUUCAUGACAUAGAGUGCAAAAUUCAAAGCUCAGUAUGGAACCCUUACAGCGACGAGCAGCGAGAAGAUCUACAGUACGAUUUUAAACAGGCUCGCUCGCACAUCUUGCAAUGGAAGGCUCACAUACUUAGAUCUAUAAACCAAGAAGCAGCAAAACAGGAUCACUUGAAGAUAAUUACCAACAAACCGAAUGUGGCACUUGUAGUAAUGGACUGGGCGAUGAAGUUCCAGCAACUUAGGUAUCGUGAAAAGCAGUCAGACUGGUUCGGUAAAAGAGGUUUAAGCUGGCACAUAUCUACGGUUAUCUCAAGCGAUACAAAGAAUGAAGGCUCAUUAGAACUACAGUCGUACGCUCAUCUCUUCGAUACUUGCCAGCAAGACUGGUUUGCAGUAUCUUCAAUUAUCGAAAACACACUGAAAGUCAUCAAGACCCAGAAGCCGCAUGUCACCCAGGUUUAUCUGCGAUCAGAUGAAGCCGGCUGUUAUCAUAAUAACGCUCUAAUUGCUGCAGCAAAAGAUAUCGGCCAGCGAGUAGGUAUAGCUGUUUGUCGCUACGAUUACUCAGAACCACAGUAUGGCAAAGAUGUGUGCGAUCGCAUUUUAUGGCCGAUGAAGACAUGUAUCCGACGAUACUGCAACGAAGGACAUGAUAUUCUAUGUGCAGAAAGUAUGAGAACAGCACUUUCAGAAAGACCAGUAAAGGGAACGUCCGCGUGUGUCUGCGAAGUAGACGAGGAAAAGGAAACCUUACAAGUUAAGAAAAUAGAUGGCUUCGGCAAGUUACAUAAUAUUCAAUUUGAGGAGAAAGGCAUUCGUGUUUGGAAAGCUUAUGGAAUAGGUCGUGGGAAAGAAAUCUCGUUUGAGCAGCUAGUUUCACAAAGCCAGGGAAGCACCGGUCUCAAGAUCGUUAAUGACUUUUUUGCUCCAGAAGAUACACGAGCAUACAAAUGCAAGAAACCUUUGCCAGAAAGUUCAGAUGACGACAGCGAUUCGGAGCUGGACAUAUUUGAGUGUUCGGAGCCAGGGUGCGUGAAGAGUUUCCAAACCUUUUCAGAUCUCGAAUCACAUUUGGACAUCGGAGACCAUUCUGUAAAGGAUGAACAAAAGCAAACACUGUAUGAUAAACUAAGGAGGGACUGGGUUGAAAGGUUUACUACAGCAGUCAACAUAUCUGAAGACGAAGCAUGCCCUCCCACUAACACUACAAAUGAGAAUGAAUCAUCAUUACCAAACAAUGGUAUUCAGAUUGGCUGGGCCCUAUUGAAACCACGAAGUGGAUCCUCGAGAUUUUCGAAAAAAGUCAGAAGCUACUUAACCGCAAGAUUUGACAUUGGCGAGCUGACGGGACACAAAGCAGACCCCCAAAAAGUUUCUGCUGAUAUGCGGAAUGCAAGAGAUGAACAAAACAAUCGUUUGUUUACGAGAGAAGAAUGGUUAACAAAAACGCAAAUACAAGGUUUCUUUAGUCGUCUCGCAGCUAACAGGAGAAAAAACAAGGAUGUUCUUGACCUUGAAUAUAAGGAAGUGUUGAGAGAAGAUGAAGAAUGUGAACGACAAGCACUGAUAGCAGAAAUUGCUGAACAAAUCAAACGACAGCAUCCAAUAUCAUAUGACGCCUUUAAUCUUUGCGAGUGCGCACGAGAAAACAAGUUGUGCAAAUUCAACCUGGCAAUGCUAAAACAAAUCUUCCAUUAUUUUGCCAUGCCCUUUUCAUCCAAAAUAAUACAGAAAGAAAGACUUCAUUGCAGAGCUUACAUACUUUAUAGAGGAGUGUGCGUGUUUUAGACAGUAGAACUUAUUUUCUGUAAAUUUAUAUUUUAAAGAAACGCUACCGAAGAAGAACAGUACCCGAAUCGUUUAUCGGCUGAUAAUUUCAGCAAAUAUAAAAGUAAUGUUAUUCUGAAAAAACUGUAUAUAUGCAUUUUAACAACGUCUAUUUUAAAAGCUGUAUAUUUUGAGUCUAAUUUGAUUCAUCUAAAUAAAAUAUAUCGCCAUAUCUUCUAAAGAUACUGCUGAAGAUGAAUCAAAAUAGAUUUGAGAAAGACAGUUUUCAAAAUAGAUGUGUUGUUAAAAGCAGUACUAUCUGCAUGCAUGUUCAGCGGUUAUUGUGCCUGGAGGCAUUCAGCCAACCAAAUGAUGGCAGUCUGCCAUAUAAAUAUUUACAGUUCUUAAAGCUGCAUGUGGUUGAUCAAACAAUUUUAAAAUAUAUGUAGUAAACUGUACAAGAACAGUUUUAAUUUAUCAGGUCAAAAAUAGUUUUGUAUUUGGUUUU
This is a messenger RNA of Paramuricea clavata, 3659 nucleotides long. Lineage: Eukaryota; Metazoa; Cnidaria; Anthozoa; Malacalcyonacea; Plexauridae. The record is from the annotation of a GenBank genome assembly.